This is a messenger RNA of Salvelinus namaycush (lake trout), 1203 nucleotides long. RefSeq names its product interferon-inducible GTPase 5-like. The transcript is spliced from 2 exons. NCBI's taxonomy places the organism in Eukaryota, Metazoa, Chordata, Actinopteri, Salmoniformes, Salmonidae. Gene Ontology annotation, cellular component: membrane. Bases 1 to 1203 code for a protein of 400 amino acids. Gene Ontology annotation, molecular function: GTP binding. The record is from RefSeq and is a predicted model, not a curated record.
AUGAAUAGCAUUAUGGAGAAUAUUGAUGCCAAAGAACUUUCAGCAUUUCAAAGAAAGAUUGAAGAAGCAUUGAAGAACAACAGCUUGACCACAGCUGCAGGCAAGAUUCAAGAUUAUUUGAAGAAGUUUAAUAAUGUGGAGCUGAAUGUUGCUGUCACAGGAGAGACAGGUUCCGGUAAAUCUACCUUUGUCAAUGCGUUCAGAGGCAUGAAGUAUAAUGAUGACGGCGCUGCUCCAACUGGUGUGGUGGAAACCACCAUGGAGGCAAAGGCUUACCCCCACCCAAAAUACCCCAAAAUGACAGUUUGGGAUCUCCCUGGCAUCGGCACUGCUAACUUCAAACCAAAAGAGUACCUUCAGAAAGUUGAAUUCGAUCGCUUUGAUUUCUUCAUCAUAGUCUCAUCAGAGCGAUUCAGAGCCAGUGACGUUACUCUGGCCAAGGAGAUCCAGAAGAUGAAGAAGAAGUUCUACUUUGUUCGCUCCAAGAUUGAUAACGACAUGAGGGCUGAGGGGAGAAAAGAGACGUUUGACCAGGAUAAGACACUGGAAACAAUCAGACAAUACUGCAUCAAAGGGCUUGAGGAUCAGGGUCUGGGCUCUCCUAAGGUCUUUCUCAUCUCCAGUUUUGACCUUGGUCACUAUGAUUUCCCUGACCUGGAGGAGACAAUGGAGAAAGAGCUUCCUGAACACAAGAGGCAUGUACUACUGUUGUCCAUCCCUAAUUUAACCCUGAAAAUCAACCAGAGGAAGAAGGAGGCUUUCAAAGCCAACAUAUGGAGACUAGCUUUAGUAUCUGGCACCGUGGCAGUACUACCUAUCCCAGGCCUUUCCUUUGCUGUAGAUUUAAGCAUAUUGGUAUAUGAGGUCCGGAGGUACUAUUACGCUUUCGGUCUUGAUGAUGAGUCCCUGCAGAGCCUUGCAAACAGAAUGAAUGUGUCGGUGGAGGAGCUGAAAGCAGUCCUCAAGUCACCUCUGAACCAAAUCAAAAUAAACAAAGAUGUGAUUGUCAAGUUGCUUCAAAGUGUAGCUCUAACAGCGAUGAUGAUGCCUGCGUACCUGUUCAGUAACAUUCCUGCUGUCGGCAGCAAUGCUGCAGCAGGGAUUUCCUUAAGUACAACCCACUACAUGUUGAGCAUGUGUCUGAACGAGCUGGCUGAUGAUGCAGACAAUGUUCUGAUGAAGGCACUGAUGGCCAAUGAGUGA